Molecule: messenger RNA, 3837 nt
Organism: Dromaius novaehollandiae (emu)
Lineage: Eukaryota; Metazoa; Chordata; Aves; Casuariiformes; Dromaiidae
Gene: KLF11
Product: KLF transcription factor 11
Exons: 4
Coding region: 226-1821 (531 amino acids)
Biological process (GO): regulation of transcription by RNA polymerase II
Molecular function (GO): DNA-binding transcription factor activity, RNA polymerase II-specific; RNA polymerase II cis-regulatory region sequence-specific DNA binding
Source: RefSeq, a predicted model, not a curated record
CCGCGCCGUGAUUGGUGGGGAGCGGCUCCCCCCACCCUGCCCCCCGGCUCCCGCCCGCGCUGUCUGGUGCAUGGAGUAUUUCGGAGCGUUUCCCCCGGCGCGCCGGCCGCUCGGCUCCCGGCCCCGCGGGCGGGCGGGGGAAGGGGAGGAGGCGGAGGCGGCGCCGGCUGCCGCCGCUGCUCCUGGCGGCGCGGUCACAUCGCUGCUGUCUGUGGGAGCCGCACCAUGCACGGCUCGCCCUGCUCGGAGAUGGGAGAUGCGCCCGCGGUUGACAUUGCGGACAUCUAUGAGUCUAUCCGGGAAAGACAGCGUCAUGACAGUGAAAGGUCUACCUGCAGUACCUUAGAGAAGAAUGACAUUGAAGCCGUUGAAGCACUUGUUUGUAUGAGCUCCUGGGGUCAAAGAGCGCAGAAAGGUGACAUAUUAAAGAUAAGACCACUUACACCCUUCUCAGAUUCUGGUGAUUUCACAAUGCACACUGAAGCUACAUCUGAAUCACCAAAGGAUUAUUUAUCUACACUGUGUAUGACCCCUCCGCACAGCCCUGACUUCGUCGAGAUAUCAGCUGCUGUGCUUCUGCCCUCACAAGUCACUUAUUCCAAACCAAGGACUGUCAUGGCAAAUACAGCUGCCUGUUCAGUCACGUCUGCAAUCUGUGCAUCUCCCAUAACCAAGCCAUCAGUUAUAAACAUGGAGAGGCAGUGCAGUCAGAAGCCAGUGAUAUCUGAAUCCUUUGCCCCUCAGCCUUGCAGGGCCAUGGCGACAAGUGUGAUACGUCACACAGGUGACAGUUUUGCUUACCACCACAUUCCUGCUGUGCAAGAGAAGACAAAGGCAACUUCAGGCUACAGCAGUUCCGAAGAUUGGUGUGAAGCAGAUGACCGAAGACAUUCCAGACUGCCACAGGACACACGUGCUGCUGAUGGUUUAAUUAACAAAACCUCUCCAGUACCUCAACCUUAUGUGCAUGACUCUAGUGAUAUUGUGACCAAUAAAGGACAACUACCAGUCCAGCCUGUUUCACCACAGACUCGCUUACCAAAGAAUUGUGAGAACGACUUGCAAAAAAGAGCUACCUCAGGGACACCUGUCCCUGUUUCAAGCCCCCAAGUUCUCUGUCAAAUGAUCCCUUUAAAUGGACAAAGCAGUAUGAUUAAUGCCUAUGUCAAGCCUUCAGCUCCAACAGUUUCAACUCCAGUCAAACCAAUUUUACCACAGACAACUCCCCUUUCUCAGCCUGUACUCAUGGGACCUUCUGUGCCUCAGGGGACUGUUAUGUUGGUUCUUCCACAGACUGCUGUCACACAGACACCGCAGUGCCCACAAACAGUAAUGACUGUUGGGAGCACCAAGUUACUGCCCCUUGCUCCUGCCCCUGUGUUUAUAGCUUCUGGUCAAAGCUGUGCCCCUCAGAUGGACUUUUCUAGACGGAGGAAUUACGUUUGCAACUUUCCAGGGUGCAAGAAAACCUAUUUCAAAAGUUCCCACCUCAAAGCCCACCUUCGCACCCACACUGGAGAGAAGCCCUUCAGCUGCAACUGGGAAGGCUGUGACAAGAAGUUUGCCCGCUCAGAUGAACUGUCUCGCCAUCGUAGAACUCAUACAGGAGAGAAGAAGUUUGCUUGUCCUGUGUGUGAGCGUCGCUUUAUGCGUAGUGAUCACUUGACAAAACACACCCGCCGCCAUAUGACCACAAAGAAGAUCCCCAGCUGGCAGACGGAGGUUGGCAAACUGAACCGAAUUGCCACGGCAGAGAAAUCGAAAAGCAGCAAUGCUUUGAGUAUGCUCAUCCCCAUGCCAUCAUCUGUCUGUCAGGGCUAGUGUGAGAAAGUACCUUCUCACAAACCGAAAGUCAGUAACAGCUCUCACAGUUAAAACAACUGUCAGUGGCUCCCCCUCUUCCCCCCCAUUUGUGCAUACUUUAGUUUCCUUCAGUUUAGGUCUUCAGUUAAUAAUACUGUGUGAGAAAUCUCUCAUCUUUCCUCAAUCCCUUCCCUGUCUCUUUUUUCAAGAUUUGGGCAAAUGCAAUCACCAGCACUUCAGGAAAGCAGAACUCUUUGGAAAUUAUUUUGGCAAUAGGUUAAAGAUCACUUGUAAUGCUUGCUGUUAAUAUUUUGAUGGACAGUAAAACAGGGUGAUUUUUAAUUUUUAUACUAGUAUUUUCUAUACCAAAUAUAUUUUGUAUUUAUUCAUUUUGGUCUUGAUAUGUGGGCAAAUUACUGGCCUGCGUUACUAGGGGUGUGCAGGAUGAGACCCAGGGUUUUGGAAACUGCUUUUCAGUAAGCUCGAAGAAUCACAUCCAGAGCAUUUUAUAAGCAUGUGAUAUUUGAUACCUCUGGUUUUGGGGCGUUUUCACACUUUUAGAUCCUGAUCCUGCAAUGGGCUGGUGCUGUUAGACCCUCCUUGUGCAGAGGAUGUGGGAAGAUUGAGAUCUAAAAGUGUGUCACCUUUUAAAAACACAGAAUGACUUUUUCUUUUGGAAGUGUUAAAUCUUCAACAGUUUACUCUUUGCAAGUGGAAGCAUUGGUGGAAGUUUGGCAUACUGGGCAUUCCUGAGUCCGCACUCCACCUGAGCAAAGUUUGGAGGAGCCAAACUGCUCUGAUGGAUGUAGAAGCACAAAUACUCAUUAGAAGCUUUGACACUAAGAAUUAUGCUUUCCUUUCAGUCCUACUAAACCAGCAUAUCAAAGUCUACUGAAAAAUGCAAAAACAGCAAGAUAACCCAUGAAUAAUUAGCUGGGUCUCUGUUUAUAUUAUUUUGAAUACAGGAGAAAUAGAAAAUUAAGUUUUUUUGUGUAUUGUGGAUGCUUAUGCACCUUAUAGGAAAUUGUUCAAGACUUCCAUUUAGCUGUAUCAAAAGCACCAGAAGCAGUACUAUUCUGUCUUGACCUAAGAAAUAGCCACCAUGUCAACCUGAUGAUGCUCUUCAUGUGGCCUUAUACUUCUCCACAGUACUUUGUAUACAAAAUCACCUUUUUCUAUUAAAUCAGAUAUUCUCCCUGUUGAAUGGAUUUUCUUUUACACCAAGUGUAAAUACACCUAAAAAGCAAAAUCACUGGCUGCAGGAGUGCUGUGUUGUAAUGGCAUAGUAUGAGUAAUAAAAUAAAAUACCCAUAUGCAAUCAGACUGCUCAGUUUCCAUGUUGCAGAUAGAUACAUAUGUGUAUCUAUAGCAAGCUGACAGUAGAGCUGUUGUGCUGUCAGGUACCAGGUGUUAAACAGUUCCUGUUAUUCUGCUGGGAGACAGCAUCAUGGUUGCCAGAACAGACAUUAAGAGCUCACCAGCUUAAUGAGGUGUUUCUGUAUAGUUAAUUCCUUCUGGACUCUUCCUACCUUCUCUCCUACACUGAAGCUCAGUUAGGCUGAGCACUGAUGAGAACUUUUUUUUUCCUGGAUAUGUAAAAUGUAGAUAACUAGGAAUGCACUGUCUAUUGCACCGCUUCAUUGUUCUGAAAGGCUAGUCUUGUUCCUCAGUGUGUGGGUAAAACAUUGUUCUCAUCGGAAUAGAUGCAGAUCUGCUGUUCUUAUCUUGCACUCCUCUGAAAUGAGCAGGGGCGUGUUUCAGCUGAAAACAAAUUAUGUCAUUAUAUUUACAGUUAAGGCUCUUGUUAUUAUUGGUAAUGAGUUUUCAAACUGUGCUAAAUUAGAGUACUGUGCUAAGUGUACUAAAGUUUGCGCCUGACCUUUAAAAUGUCCAGAUGUUGUUCACUUGAUACACAUUGUAAUCUGCUGACCAUAGUGUACGUAUUGGUGAGUGUGUGUGCAUAUGCAAACCCUGCUUUGUACUCUACAAAGGGCUUGGUUGAAACUCCUCUUUCUGGUAAAGUGAAUGCUUGGA